Molecule: messenger RNA, 1278 nt
Organism: Setaria italica (foxtail millet)
Lineage: Eukaryota; Viridiplantae; Streptophyta; Magnoliopsida; Poales; Poaceae
Product: adenylate isopentenyltransferase
Exons: 2
Coding region: 1-1278 (425 amino acids)
Biological process (GO): tRNA modification; cytokinin biosynthetic process
Cellular component (GO): mitochondrion
Molecular function (GO): tRNA dimethylallyltransferase activity
Source: RefSeq, a predicted model, not a curated record
AUGCCGCCGGCCUCCCCUGCACCCCCUACCUCGCCGCGGGCGGCCCCUGCCUCGCCGUCCCCGCGCCCCCGGGGCCUGCCUCACCUCCACCGGCCCUGCCUCGCCGCCCCCGCGCCCCCCGGGCCCUGCCUCGCCGCCACCGGCCCCAGCCGCGGCCGGCCCCUCUCUCGCCGCCACCUCCCGCGCCAACCUCCCGCCACCUCCUCGCGCCGGCAAGCCCCGCGUGCCCCCGGCUCCUUCCCAGCCGCCGGCAAGCCCCACCAGCCGCCUCCCGGCGCCGACUCUACCCCCGCCCCCGACUCCUCCCUGGCGGGGCGGAGCUCCCUAGCCACCCCACCCCUGCCCGUCUCCCACUCUCCACGAACGGCUGGAUUGGAUCCCGCAUCCAGCGGGAAUAUUCCCCUCGCUGGAUCUAUCUUUCCCCAAAUAUUGGCUAAUAAGUUCGUGGUAAUCAUGGGUGCUACGGGCACGGGUAAGAUGAAGUUAUCAAUUGAUGUGGCUAAGGUAAUUGAUGGUGAGGUGAUCAAUGCUGACAAGAUGCAAAUUUUUGCUAGAUUUGAUAUUACCACCAAUAAGGUGAGUAUACAUGAUCGAUGUGGUAUUCCUCAUCACCUUAUUGGAGUCGUUCCUGCCACUACCCCCGACUUCCAUGUGUCCUUCUUCCGAUCUCUUGCCACUGCCACCGCAAACUUCAUUGUAAGGCGUAAUCUCAUGCCGGUCAUUGUAGGUGGAUCCAACUCACUCAUACAUGGACUCCUUGUUGACUACUUUGAUUCCUCACUUGCUAAUCCUUUUGCGCUUGCCAAUUAUUGGCCAUCCUUGCGAUUUCAAUGCUGCUUCCUUCGGAUCCAUGCUAAUGAACUGGUUCUCGAUGAAUAUCUCAAUCAUUGUGUCGAUGACAUGGUGGAUGCUAGUUUGGUCAAGGAGCUGAAAGAUUAUUUUGAUGCUUCUAGCAAUUUUGUUCAGCAAACUAGGCUGGGCAAGGCUAUUGGUGUCAAAGAGUUAGGCAAAUACUUCAUGGGGCACCAGAGCUAUUGUGAUGCCAUAGAAGAAAUGAAAGAUAACACACAAUCUCUUGCAAAAGCACAAAAUGCAAAGAUUCAUCAUAUGGUUGAUAUCUGGGGAUGGCCUAUUUUUUCUCUCGAUGCCACAGAAACCAUACGGGCGCAUAUCAAUGGAUCAGACCAUAUGGCUGAGGCUAAGGCAUGGCAACGCGAUGUGAGUGGACCUGCACUUAAUGCUAUAAGUGAGUUUUGCAAUAAUUUUAAUGGUUUCUAA